GACGACUCGGGAUCCGAAGGUGGCCGACCACUGAGCGACGGCCGGCCGCUGAGCUUCAUCGGAGGUCCAUCGCCCUACCAAGAGCAGCUUCCACGACCUCCCCCAGAAGAUCAGCUUUUGUCUGUCGACACUCGAAGGGGACUCCCGCGCUCCGAAGCCGAUGCACCCGUUCUCGACACUACGUCCAUUAACGGUGGCCCAGGCAAAAAACCUCAAGCGCUUUCGCCGACCCAACGAAGCAACUCGUUUGAACAAUCGCCUAAAUCGCCCCUCUCACCAACUCUGUCGCUUCGCGAUGUUCAGGACUCUCAGUUCUCCUUAACCAACAUCGACAACCCGAAUGACAUUGCCCAGGAACUGAGCAACCUGCAAGCCCUGAGACGAUUAUCCAUGGACGUUGCAAACAACAAGGAUCCAGAUUUGCCGCCCAUGUCCUUGAUGGCUAUGCCAGCAAUCGCUCCGACCGGAGAUGAUGACGAAAAUGAUCCUUCGAGACUGCUCUGGGUUCCAGCAAGAGUGCACCCUGAGCUCGCACCGACCGAAUUCAAGUCAUUCCUCGAGAACCGAGUCCAUUCGAUCCGACGAAGAUCCGGUGAUUCCUUCCUCUCCGCCGAUAGCGAGACAAGCCAGACCGACUCGACAUCUGGAGGCUUGAGGCGGAAAAAGUCGAUGCUAUCACGUCAGAUCGACAACUCCGGAGGGUACGUCGACGGCGCUGAUCGGCUGGAGAGGAAACGUUCCCGCGGCCAUAGCCAUGAGCUUAGCCUGGAAGAGCUCGUCAAGGAUCCCACAAAGGCUGUACAGAAGCUUGCACAAGAGUCUCAAGUUCCACCAACAGGCCCUGAGAGUAGUGCAGACGACAUGCCGAUCUUGCCCGCAGUCCCGGGAAUGGGCCUUCGCAGAUCAACACGCACACAAUACCGCAAGGGUGGAAGUUUACGUUCGGGUGGCCCCCUCUCUAGGCGUGCUGGACAUCGGCAUCAGCCAAGUCAAUCCACCGAAUCGCUCUCGUCCACCUUGGAUGCCCCCAAGGGCUUUGGGCUCACACGAGUCCAGUCAGAGCCCCUGUCAGAAAACCAUUCGCGUCCAAAUCGCUCAAUCAAGCGAACACACAAGUUCUCGCAAGAGUCACUGGGGGAUUAUGAUUAUGAAGGCACCACUCAGGACACAGAGGAUAAGGCUGCAGCAACAGCUGGUGAAACGUUUCAAGAUCAGCUCCCUAUCCGGUCAUCUUCGAAUAUGCCUACUAUUGAAACAUCAAGCCAUGAUGAGGCUUCGCCUUUCCCCAAGCGAUCAUCGUCUCAGAAAACGGGCUCUCAGGCUGUUUCACAAGGGGCCUCUGAACCAGAACCACCUGUGGAGGAGUCUCCUCGCUCAAGCCGACGGUCUGUGAGUCGACAGACAGUACCACAGUCGUCACAACCACAGUAUACUUCUCGCUCUUCAUAUCCUCAAGGCCAAUCCUUGAGCGAUAACCUGGCGGCAAAUCCUGCACCUCUCCCUGGCGGCGGCGCGACCCGGACAGAUAGCCUAACAUUUAUUCCCACAUUACCCCAGGAGGAACGGAAACCAGAAAAGAAGUCAAAGAAGGACCGAGAUGACGACUCUAGCUCCACCAAGUCCUCUGGAAGCGCCUGGAAAUGGUUCAAGAGCGGGACCGAUGAUAAGGACAAGAAGAAGGAGGAGAGCAGAAAGUCCAAGACCAAGUCAGUUGGUGACAAGGGCCAAGACAACGCACGACUGGACGUGAUCCAGACUUCUAUCGACAAGAAUUCGUCAAAGGGCCGCGAAAGCCUGGUUCUUGAUCGUGACAACGUUGAAAGCAAGCUGCAAGAGGAACGCAAGAAGGAAAGCCACCGCAAGAGCGACUCAAAGAGGGACAAAGACGGCAUCUUCGCCUCUUUCUUUGGCGGAAGCAAGAAGAAGGAGGAGAAAGAGAAAGAGAAGAACGCCAAGAAGAGCCAACAUCUCAAGGUCCCCGAGGAGCCGGUAUACAAGCCAUUGGUCCCUGAUAUGGACUACCAUUGGACUCGAUUCCCUCUCCUCGAGGAGAGGGCGAUCUACCGAAUGGCCCACAUCAAGUUGGCCAACCCCCGACGGUCACUCCUCAGCCAAGUGCUGCUGAGUAACUUUAUGUACAGUUAUUUGGCUAUCGUACAAGCUAUGCAUCCUCAAAUGAAUGUGCCGAUUUCGCCCCAACAGAAGCGGCUGGAAGAGGAAGCUCGGCGGAAACAGCAAGAAGAGGAGUACCUGGCCCAGCAAAGGCAGGAGGAGCAAGAUGCCCAGGAUUCCAUCGACCAAUACAACUUCGAUUAUCACCGGGCGGCAGUGCAAUAUGCUGACUCUGGUGACGGAGAGGUGGAUUAUGUCGAUGAUGCUCAGAUCUACGAAGAUGAGCACGGCAAAGACCACCAUGAUGACUACGACUACGAUGGAUCCGAUGGUUAUGGCCAGGGGGUCAAGGAGUACUACCAGUACCACGACACAGGAGACGAUCGAGAUCGUCGGCAUGACGGGCGGGAUGACAUGUGGUGA
This is a messenger RNA of Fusarium vanettenii 77-13-4, 2535 nucleotides long. RefSeq lists its product as uncharacterized. Lineage: Eukaryota; Fungi; Ascomycota; Sordariomycetes; Hypocreales; Nectriaceae. The annotation marks the transcript as partial. The record is from RefSeq and is a predicted model, not a curated record. Gene Ontology annotation, biological process: establishment of cell polarity; positive regulation of G2/M transition of mitotic cell cycle. Gene Ontology annotation, cellular component: cell septum; cytoplasm. The transcript has 2 exons.